CACGCGCCCUGGACCGAGGCUCAUGCUGGGCAUUCAUUGUCCUCGGCUCCUCCGGCCUGCACAUUCGCUCACUUAUAACGGUGUCUUUGAUCCACCUGUCACUCUUCUAACCCCCCUUCAUAUACACAAAGAUGGCUUCUCCGCAGAAGAUCCGCACUACCCUUACUGAUCUACUCAAGAUCAACCACCCCGUCUUCCUGGCGGGUAUGAACGUGGCCGCCGGUCCCAAAUUGGCUGCCGCGGUCACCAACGCCGGUGGUCUGGGAGUUAUCGGAGGUGUUGGAUACACCCCCGACAUGCUCCGUGAGCAGAUUGCAGAGCUCAAGAGCUUUUUGAAUGACAAAAACGCUCCCUUUGGUGUUGACUUGCUGCUCCCCCAGGUCGGUGGAAGCGCCCGCAAGACCAACUACGACUACACCAAGGGCAAGCUCAAUGAACUCGUGGAUAUCAUCAUCGAAAGCGGUGCAAAGCUCUUCGUCUCUGCCGUCGGUAUCCCCCCCAAAGCUGUCGUGGACAAACUCCAUGCUGCAGGCAUCCUGUACAUGAACAUGAUCGGUCACCCCAAGCACGUCCAGAAGUCCCUCGAUGCCGGUGCGGAUAUCAUUUGCGCUCAGGGUGGUGAAGGAGGUGGUCACACUGGCGAUGUUCCCACCACGAUUCUCAUUCCUACCGUGGCCAAGCUCUGCCAGGGCAAGAAGAGUCCCCUGACCGGUCUGCCCGUGCAGGUGGUUGCUGCCGGUGGCUUGUACAAUGGCAACUCGGUGGCUGCUGCCUUGAUGCUUGGUGCUUCGGCCGUGUGGAUUGGUACUCGUUUCAUCCUGGCUGAUGAGGCUGGUGCUCCCAAGGCUCACCAGGAGGCUGUCCGUACCGCUGGCUUUGAUGACACAAUCCGCACUAUCAUCUUCACGGGCCGCCCACUCCGUGUCCGUAACAACGAAUACAUCAAAAACUGGGAGGAGAACCGCCAAGAUGAGAUCAAGAAGCUCACCUCCCAGGGAAUUAUUCCGGCUGAGCACGACAUGGAGAACCUCCCUGAUGAUGUUGACGACGAGACCCUUGAAAACGCUCGCCCCUUCUUGAUGGGCAAGGUUGCUGCUGUUGUAAACGAAAAGAAGCCUGCCAAGGCUAUUGUUGAUGAGCUCGUGGACGAUGCUGCUGCACUGUUGCAGAAGGGCAACAAGAUGUUGGCGAAGUUGUAAAUUUUCAUUCCAGAUACCAUUUGCAUGCAUAUUGUCAAUGCCAGUUUAAGACAGUUGAACUGCUCAUGAUUUCUCUCUUUCAUGCUUCUACCGAAUACCAGUGAAACUGUUUUGGCAAUGCUUGCUCCACCAUCUAAUUAUAUAUAAGAUCAAAAUUCAUAUACUUAGCGCUCCUAUAGCCAAUGGGUACCUAUAUUCCUAUUUCGAUCAAACCUACUACCAUCAAAAAUCUCAUCAUUUUCCCG
This is a messenger RNA of Aspergillus welwitschiae, 1444 nucleotides long. Its product is annotated as nitronate monooxygenase. Gene Ontology annotation, molecular function: nitronate monooxygenase activity. NCBI's taxonomy places the organism in Eukaryota, Fungi, Ascomycota, Eurotiomycetes, Eurotiales, Aspergillaceae. The coding region runs from base 132 to 1199 and encodes 355 amino acids. The transcript is spliced from 5 exons. The record is from RefSeq and is a predicted model, not a curated record.